AUGGCCGCUGUGAAUAGGACAACAGUGACUCAUUUUAUUCUGCUGGGCUUCACUGAAGUUCCAGAAUUACAAGUGUUUUUGUUUCUCAUCUUCCUCCUGGUAUAUACAGUCACAGUUGUGGGGAACAUUGGUAUAAUAUUUAUAAUUAAUUAUGAUCUGCAUCUCCGAAGCCCCAUGUAUUUUUUCCUAGGACAUUUGUCAUUUAUAGACCUGUGCUACUCAUCAGGAAUAACCCCUAAAAUGCUGAUGAGUUUUGUGACUGUGCUUAAUGCCAUCUCUUUCUGUGGCUGUGUAAUACAGCUGUUUUCUUUUGCUCUCUUUGGUACAACAGAAUGUGUCCUACUCACGGUUAUGGCCUACGACCGUUAUGUGGCAGUGUGUGACCCACUAAUGUAUAGCACUAUCAUGACAAAGCAGUUGUGCUACAAGUUGGUUAUACUAUCGUACAUAUUGAGCAUCUUCAACUCCAGUCUAAACACCAUUUGCACAUUUGCAAUAUCCUCUUUUUGUGGCCCAACCACAAUACAUCAUUUCUACUGUGAUUUCCUACCACUGCUGAAGCUCUCCUGCUCCGAUACCUUGGUAGUGAAGCUGGUCCUCUUUACAUCUGCAGACUUUUUGACCAUGAGCGCUCUUGGUAUCAUUGUAGCCUCAUAUGCUUCCAUUAUAUGUAACAUACUAAGGAUCCAUUCAACUGAUGGAAGAAGAAAAGCUUUCUCUACAUGCACAUCUCAUUUUUCUUGUGUCUUAAUGUUUUAUGGGACAAUUCUCUUCAUGUAUCUCAGACCUUCCACCAGCAACAUGUUGGAUCAAGACCGGGUGGCUUCUAUUCUUUACACAGUAAUAAUUCCAAUGCUAAACCCUCUAAUUUAUACCCUGAGAAACAAGGAGGUAAAACAAGCCCUUCAGAAAAACUGGCAAUCACUAUGCAAUGUUUAA
Bombina bombina (fire-bellied toad) is the source of this 939-nucleotide messenger RNA. Its product is annotated as olfactory receptor 1038-like. Gene Ontology annotation, molecular function: G protein-coupled receptor activity; olfactory receptor activity; odorant binding. The transcript is spliced from 2 exons. Gene Ontology annotation, biological process: G protein-coupled receptor signaling pathway; sensory perception of smell. NCBI's taxonomy places the organism in Eukaryota, Metazoa, Chordata, Amphibia, Anura, Bombinatoridae. The coding region runs from base 1 to 939 and encodes 312 amino acids. The record is from RefSeq and is a predicted model, not a curated record. Gene Ontology annotation, cellular component: membrane.